GGGAAGUAAAAGGGCUCUUCGUCUGGAGCGAGAGACUAUAGUCGGGAAUCACAGAUCCAGGAUUAGGUCCCGGCAUGGGGGACAUGAAGACCCCAGAUUUCGAUGACCUGUUGGCAGCGUUUGACAUUCCCGACAUUGAGGCCAUCCAGUCUGCUCCUGAUGAGGCUGAGGGCCCACACGGGCCAGGCGGUGCUCCUCUGGGAAAGCCAGACGGUGGGGUUGGUGUAGGACCGUCUCUGAGACCACCUAGCCCCCCAGACCCCCAAGCUGACACCCCUAUUGUCAGCGUUAUUGUAAAGAACCGUGUGCGACACGACACCAUCGACGGAGGGGAUGGGGACACACACCAGGACACUAUGGACGGCAUUGCUGGGGUCGCUGUGGGUCCACGGCUCGGUGCCUGUACCCCAGGCAUGGCGGAAUCUGAACCACUCAACCACAAUGGGUUUGGGGUCUCUGGUGUGACCCCGCCCCUAACCCAGGCUCAUGCCCAAUCUAAUGGGGAGCCGUGGUCCGUGUGUAAACCCAAAACAGCUUCAGAGGGUGGAGGAUGCGGUGCUGGAUCAACUAAAUCUGCCAAGCAGGUUGGCAAUAUAUUCAACAGACUGAAGCCUCUCAUGGUGCAGGGGUCAGGAGACCCUGUAGGGAAGGCGAGAAAGAUGCAGCUUCUACAGCAGCAGCACUACCAGCAGCAGCAGCAUACACAGCAAGAGACGGGCCAAGGAGGAGGAGAUGAGGACAAAGCAUCGUUAUCCUCCUCUUCAUCUGUCGAGUCUGCUCUUCUUGUCCCAGCAGUGUCAGUUGGACUGUCCUCUCCUUUCUUCCCGCCUUCCAAGCCUCUGCUCCUGUCUCCGUCAUCAGCCCUCUCUUCACACCCGCUGCACUCAUCUCAGCCGUUUAACGGGGCACCUAAAGCCGGCCCGGCAUUAUUUAGUCCCCGAGACUCAGAGGAGGAUGAUUCCGAUCCGGACCUAGGGCCCCCGCUGCUGAUCCAGGAACCCCCUGACUCCCCCUCCCGCACCCCUCCCAAACUGGCACGUCGUUUUAGAUCCCCUGCUGCCAUCUCUGACUCCACCCAUCCCAUGGCCUCUUCGGCAGCUCACCCCAAACCAGGGGACACUCCCUCGGGCACUAUCGUGACCUCAACUCCCCAGUCAGGCUCCACCAAGAGUCCACCACAGGAAGACAAACACCCAGAGCAUGUUAUAGAAGAGCGGGACUCGCCUGAAAGUCCUGAGCCAGAGAUACCCAAAUCGGCAGCACCAGUAACUGCCAAGAGGUGCUCCAGCCCUGCAGUAGCCUCCACACCGCCCCCCUCAGACCUUCAGGAGCCUAAGGAGGAGGAGGAGAUGGAGUUGGGGAAUGGAAUAGAGAAGGCUAUUAUGGAUGGCAAGGCAGAUUUUGGAAAGGAAGAGGGUGCAAGAACAGGAGAGGAGAAAAUGGAGAUGGAUGAUGGCAAGUCUAAACCUCCAACCACCGAAGGUAGCACCUCAAUUCCAGGAGGGCCUGCGGCUCCUGCCAGGCCCCUCAAAGUGCGGAUAAAGACCAUCAAAACCUCCACUGGUGGAAUCACCAGAACUGUUACCAGGGUCGCACCCAAAGCAGGUGCUGCCGGAGCCAAGGGUUUGGACCCCAGCAAGGCUCAUCAAGGGGGUCGCAAGGCCCCAGCCAACAGGUCCCGGAAGCCUGACACUCCCUCUGGUCGUAUGGUAGCCUCCCAGACGCAGAAAGUAAAGAGCCUCAACACACUACCUGUGUCUACACUAGCAGCCAGUAGCGCUAUGCUAGUUGCUGCAACCAAGGCUCAGAACAAGAUGGCUGCCUCAGACAAAGCCAUGGUAUCUGCCACUGCUGUUAGCUUCACUAAAUCUGCCGCCCUGCCUGCCGCUCCCUGUGUCUCCUCUCCUAAGUUCUCAGUAGCCACUGGUGGGCUGUGUGUACGUCCUGUCGGUGCUAAAACAGCUAACGGAGGCACCGCCAGCAUCCUAGCCGGCACUCACCAGCCAAACAAGCCUGCCUCCAUCGUGAACAGUACGGGUGCCGUCAUCUCCCGCAGUCAGUCUAGCCUGGUGGAGGCCUUCAACAAGAUCCUCAACAGCAAGAACCUGCUGCCCAGUUAUAAACCCGACCUUUCAGCUCCUCUGCCCCCAGAGUGGGGGCUUCCUCUGCCUGCCACGGGUUACCGCUGUCUGGAAUGUGGCGACGCCUUCGCCCUGGAGCGCAGCCUGGCCCGUCACUACGACAGGCGCUCGCUGCGCAUCGAAGUGACCUGCAAUCACUGUGCCAAACGGCUGGCCUUCUUUAACAAGUGCAGCCUGCUGCUCCACGCCAGGGAGCAUAAAGAACGCGGGCUGGUCAUGCAGUGCUCUCACCUUGUCAUGAGGCCCGUCAACAUGGAGCAGAUGAUUGGCCAGCAGGACACCACACCCAUCGGCAUGCUCUCCCCUUCUUCAAUCUCCUGUCCUCCCCCAGUCUCCUCCCCCACGUCCGGAGUCCCCGCCGUAUCGUCCAGCUCCAGCCCACUGAAGGACACACGGUCUCCCUCCGCCGCACAGCCGAGACCAGUCCGCCGCGCGCUCCAGAGCCCCCAGGCACUGAUGCCCCUCCCCUGCAAGAAGGGCGAGGUGCUGCAGUACCACAACUUCAAGUGUCCCGAGUGCCAGGCCCAGUUCUCUGGCAAGGCCGAGCUGGUCGCCCACUUCCAGCAGAUCAGAGCUACCCCCAACUCGACCUGUACCCUGUGUUCCCCUCCCAUGAUGCUGCCUAACUGGUGCAGUGUGUCGGCUCACCAGAGGAUUCAUAAGCACCGGGCACCCCACGUCUGUCCAGAGUGUGGGGGCAUUGCCCGGCAAGCCAGCUUCCAGACCCACCUGGAGGAGGCCUGUCUGCACUUCGCCCGCCGCAUCGGAUACAGGUGCUCCAGUUGCCAGGUGGUCUUCGGGGGUCUGAACUCCAUCAAGUCCCACAUCCAGACGGCCCACUGCGAGGUGUUCCACAAGUGCCCCAGCUGCCCCAUGGCCUUCAAGUCUGCCCCUAGUGCACAGGGACACAUCAGCACCCAGCACCCUACCCUCACCGGGGGACAGGCUAAAAUGAUCUACAAGUGUGUGAUGUGCGAUACAGUUUUUACCCAGAAACCGUUACUGUACAUGCAUUUCGACACCCACCUGGCCAAGCAGAAAGUGCAUGUGUUCAAGUGUCCUGACUGCACCAAACUCUACGCGCAGAAAGGUUCCAUGAUGGAACACAUAAAGACUGCUCACAGAGGACUGUCAGUCAAACAGGAGGGACAAUCCGAUGCCUCCGCACCUGCCACAGCCCCCACCAACCCCUCCCCCCCAUCCCCCCCCAAAUCUAAGCCCUCUGAAAAAACAGACAACUCAGAUGGAGAGGACUGGGGCCGAGACCAAGAAGAAGAGGAGGAAGGAGAAGAAGAGGGGGAUGAGGACUAUGAGAAACCUGAGAAUCAGUGUAGUUCUAUGGAGGCAGGCAGCCAUCGUGGGACCCCCUCAGAAUGGAGCUGCCAGCAAUGUCAGAAGAGCUUCACACAGAGCGACGACUACAUCUCUCACAUGAAAACAGAGCAUGGAAAGGCUAUGAAGAAGUUCCUGUGUCGUGUGUGUGAGAGCUCCUUCUGCACCUCUUCCAGCCUGCGGCGCCAUGUACGCGUCAUCCACGAGGGGAACAAGAGAGUCUUCCACUGCCAAUAUUGCACUGAGGGCAAGCGGACCUUCAGCAGUCGGCUAAUACUGGAGAAGCAUAUCCAGGUCCAUCAUCACGGGGUCAGAUCCACUGAUGGACAGGGCCCUCAGACCAGGAAGCGUUCAGCACCGGGUAAGGGGCCAGGCAGCUCGUCUGAAGCUGACGGGGAGGGGGGGCCACCAGGGGACGAGGAAGGGGGUGGCACGGACAGCGGAGAGGCCACAGAGGAGGGGGGCGAGGAGGGCUGCAGUCCCGUGAAGAGAACUCGCGCGUCAGCACCUCCCGAGGCCGACAACGUGUUCCACUGCGUGCCGUGCGGCUUCGCCACAGAGGACGCCACCGAGUUCCAGCGCCACAUCCCGCAGCAUCGCGCCGAUGCUGCCUCCUUCCAGUGCCUGCAGUGUGGCGUGUGCUUCGCCUCGGCCGGCUCCCUGGGACGCCACCGUUUCAUCACCCACCGCGUGAGAGACCCCCAGGGGGAGUCCGAUCGCAGGCCGCCUCGCACCCCUUCUUCCCCAGAUGGCUCACCACCCUCCCCCCUGGAGGGAGAGGACGGAAAGGGGAGUAUGAGCUGCAGGGUGUGCAGGCGGCGCUUCAACAGGGCCUCUGACCUUAACACCCACUUGAGGACCCACGGCAUGGCCUUCAUCACCGCCCACAAGACAGACAAGCCCCAGUAGGUUGAAGCUGCCCCUAGAUGCUGAUCCUGGGUCAGUUUUGCAUUUCCCCCACUAAUGUUUAAGGUUAGGAUUGGGGAGAGGAAGCUGAUCCUAGAUCUGUAACUCUGGGAAACUUCACCCCAGAGCCGGACAAGCCCCAGUAUGGAGAGGGGUGAGGCCUCGGGGGUGACGGACAGGCCUGGGAGAUGAGGGGUUUUGACUUGGAAUCAUACUUGGGUAGCUGAAUUUGGAUGGAUAAAAGCAGACCCAGAUCUACUUCUGUGCUGUUUUGAGCCAUCUGAGCUCUGUGUUUCUUUGUCACUAACUGUGCAGUAAAACUCGCAUGCUGAGCAGUGGACUGGACACGCAUGUGGAUGGGAGUUCUGAGGGUCAAGACCACCUGAUCAUAGCAUUUACUUAAGCCAUAUGUGUCCAUCAUCAACUUUUCGAUGACUUAUUAUUUUUCUGCCUUUAAUAUUAUUGUAUCUUUAUGUGAACCAUACUAUAUUUUUUCUACAUGCGUUUCCUUCUGUAUUUUUUUUUUUUUUUUUUGUCCAUGUCUUUCUUACUAAUUUCCUUAUCCGAGCCAUGUGUCUUGAAAGGUAUUCUGUCUUGCAUUGCAUUGUCAAGCUCACAUCCACACACACACACUGUACAAAGAAAGCACUCCUUUGGUUGGUCCUAGAUCAGUUUCUAUGGGUACAUCUCUUUAGUGAGGGCUGGAUAAAACUGUUCUCAAAUCAGUAACCUUAGAGGUAUCUGAAACAAAAAAAGGGAGUAUUUGGAGAGUUUUAAACACUGAUUAAGUACUAAUAACAUUGUUCUAUUUAUUUAUAUGAAACACAUUGUUGUUGUUUGUGGGAGUCAUUUGCCACCAAUCUUAUAUCAAGAUUAAAUGGUAAAAGUAGUUUGAAAUGGAUGCCACAGACAGUGAAACGCGAGAAUUAUAUCUGUGUUCCAUACACAUUUCUGUAGGAGACGAGUUUACAUAGAUUAUUGUAACCGGUCUUAUUUUGAGUGGUACAUUGUGUCGUCAAUUGUAGCUAGGACGAGAGAUUUUACCUGUGGUGCACAUGGGUGUAUGUUGCGCUGUAAAUACAUAUUAUACACUAAAAGAAAGCUUUUUGGUUUUAAUUCUUAUGAAAAUGUGAAUUUAAGUAUAGUAUUUGUACUCGUAACUUUUUUUUUUUUUUACCAAUUUGAAACAUUUUUAUGGAAGGUAGCUAGCUAUAUUGUCACUCACAAUUAAGCAGAGGGAAAGUGUGAGGGGCUGUAGUGUUUUUUGUGUGUAUUUUUCUCCCCAAUUUCGUGGUAUCCAAAUUGGUAGUAGUUACAGUCUUGUCUCGUCGCUCUGCAACUCCUGUACGGACUCGGGAGAGGCAAAGGUCGAGAGCCAUGCAUCCUCCGAAACACAACCCAACCAAGCCGCACUGCUUCUUGACACAAUGCCCAUCCAACCCGGAAGCCAGCCGCACCAAUGUGUCGGAGGAAACACCGUAUACCUGGCGACCGUGUCAGCGUGCACUGCACCCGGCCCGCCACAGGAGUCACUAGUGCGUGAUGAGACAAGGAUAUCCCUGCCGGCCAAACCCUCCCUAGCCCGGACGACGCGGAGCCAAUUGUGCGCCGCCCCAUGGGCCUCCCGGUCACAGCCGGCUGUGACAGAGCCUGGACACGAACCCAGAAUCUCUAGUGGCACAGCGAUGCAGUGCCUUGUGCCAUUCGGGAGGCCCUGUAUUGUGUUUUAAUGAUGUGUAUGAUUGAUUUCUAACUGCAGAAUCCAUGCUUGCUGUACCCCACUUUCUUUAUGUAUCUGUCUCAAAAACCUCGUCACGUGAAAGCCUUUAAAAAAUGUUGCCCGAUAUAUAUUAGAGAAAAUGAUUCCACAAGCUUCAUUUUAUUAUUUUCCAUUAUGACUGUAGUCUGCUUGCUGAAUUCCCAUACAGUUUUUGUGCCGUUUCAAAAUAAAUGUGUAAAGGAGAACUUUUACUUCUGUCCAGUCUUUUGAAUAAGCGUUAUAGAACUGUUUAGAGUAUGGCAUGAAAUAUUUAAUUUAGGCAAGUUUACAUUAUGUACAACAAUUUUAUACAGAAAUACAUCAUUCCUCUACUCAUAAUCUUGACACAAACAUUACUACCUUUGCAAGACACUAAUCUUAUACUACAGUCCUUUGGGAUAUAACUGUUCAAAAUCCCAAAUGCCACUAUUGGAUUCUCCCCUUUCACAUGGUCACAUGUUUUUUUCUUUUCUGGAUGUACCCCCUCCAGCUCCACCAUAGUACUACUUCA
Messenger RNA from Oncorhynchus kisutch (coho salmon), 6649 nucleotides. RefSeq names its product zinc finger protein 687b-like. The record is from RefSeq and is a predicted model, not a curated record. NCBI's taxonomy places the organism in Eukaryota, Metazoa, Chordata, Actinopteri, Salmoniformes, Salmonidae. The transcript has 10 exons. Bases 75 to 4382 code for a protein of 1435 amino acids.